Messenger RNA from Phialemonium atrogriseum, 756 nucleotides. RefSeq lists its product as uncharacterized. The coding region runs from base 1 to 756 and encodes 251 amino acids. The transcript has 2 exons. The record is from RefSeq and is a predicted model, not a curated record. NCBI's taxonomy places the organism in Eukaryota, Fungi, Ascomycota, Sordariomycetes, Cephalothecales, Cephalothecaceae.
AUGGAAGACGAGCAUGUCAUGGCUGAAAUCAUGCUCAGCGAGGACAUAGACGAGGAGGGUGACUUCAGACCCAGGAUCGACGCAUCUUCAAGCUUCCAGCGCGAAACCAUCACAGAUGGCCGAGGGGUCGUCGACAUCCGUUGCGUGGCCAAGGACGUUAUCCACGGCUACUUCAAACAUGGUUUCCAGUUUGACUCGCACAAAGGGACGCGCCGUAUCGCCAAAGUCGAUAUCCAGUUCGUCUACGAAGGAGAUGAGAUAGGAUCUGAGCUCGACGUCUUCGAAAUCGCGCCCAAAGGGAGGUGGACGCUGGAACCGAGGGAGCAGACAGACGUCAUGAUAGGGGGUGAGGGGGCCGACAACUGGGCAGCAAAGUCCGGCUACAAGUUGAAAAGAACCACUACUCGAGGGAUGCAACACGGUACGACGGUGGUAGGGUCCACCGAGGUCACAAACCGCAUCCACGGUCCCCCGAAUGUAGCACGGUGGUCACUGAUGGAAAAUACGUCAGCGGGGGUGCCUACCAUUUUUCGGGCGGUCGUCUUGCUGAGGAGGGAAGAUGACUUCCCCUUUCACAGCAGCGUCAAGGUCAAAGCCUCUGUUGAUUGGAAGCGCAGGCUCUCUCCGCUGUUUGGCGCCACACCAGCAGACCACCAUAUCCUUUACGACCCUAGGCUGCCGCCGACCAACAAGCUGCAUAUUUGCGACACGUAUAAUCUGGGUCACGUUUCUCUGCGGGGCUUAAUGCGUAAUUAG